AGUGCUCAGCACAGCCAGUAUUGAACCGGGGAGAGGAAAACAGUCUCAGAAGAAUGAUGCUGUCUCUGGCGAUCCCCUUGGCAGGCUUCCUGCUCCUGGUCCUCCCCACAGGGGGGCUUUGCUAUGGUUGUGCGGUGACAGAAAAGGAGCGCCCCUGGGUGAACUCGCUACUGAAUAAAAUAAUCUCUUCAGAGGACACCAGAACGGGUCUGAAUCCCAGCAUCCUGAUUGCCCUAAGACUGGCUGGGAGUCACAACCGUAAUGUGGAGGAGAGCCUGCUGCAGAGACUCAGCCAGGACGCAGUGUCCCAUGCCAAGGAGUCCUACAGCUCAGGCAAAGUGGCCCUCAACAUCAUGGCCCAGCUGGCCUCUUGUGUCAAUCCGCGGAACAUCUCCAGCUCCAGUUCUACCAUCAACCUGGUUCGGCUCCUGGAGCAGAAGUAUCAGGAUGAGCUGCAGAACCUCAAGAAAUACCAAGCCCCCCUCACCAGCUUCUACCAACUCAGCUUGGAUGUGCUGGCUCUGUGCUUGGCUGAAGGCAAGUUCUCGACUGCUGACGCUGCCAACCUCCUUCAGCCGGACAAGGACAUGAAGAAGUAUUACCUUGGCCAGUUCUCUGUGGACACUGCCGCAGUCUCCAUCCUUGCUCAGGUCUGCCUGAAGAAAAUGACCCUGACCCCAAAGGUCAAAAAGGAGAUCAGAGAGAGUGUGGAGCAGUUGGUGCAGAAAAUCAUGACUCAUUCCCACAAUGGUGUGCUUGGGAAUAUGUACAGCACGGGGCUGGCCAUGCAGGCCUUAACUGUGUCUGGCAUCCAGUGGAACUGCAGAGAGUCUCUGAAAAUGAUCCUGGAUCAGAUUCCUAAGGGAACAUUCGAUUUACCCAUGACUGCAUCCCAGAUCAUCCCAUCCCUGGAAGGCCAGACCUACCUAAAUGUAAUUGGGCUCAACUGCUCUGCAGAUAAAGAUGACAUCAUACCUACACCCAGCCCACCCACCAGACCGCGCCUUAUUCAUGUCAGAUAUACCAUCUCUGCCAAGGUCAAAAUCUUUAUCAAGGGCACCAUCACUGUCCAUGUGCCAUGGGGCUCUACCUUCUUUGAUGUGAUGAAGGUUGCCAUGGAAAAAAAAUGCAAAAUAUUCAGGUUCACAUAUGAAAAUUCAAGCUGGGGCCCAUACAUCACGUCUGUGCAGGGGCUGAUGGCUGAUGAUAACCAACGAACUUACUGGCAGCUCCUGAGUGGGAAUAUUCCACUGGACAGAGAUGCUGGGAACUAUAUUGUCUCUGACAAGGAGAGGCUGGAGGUCAGAUAUAGCAAGUACUGAGCUCCAAGGCUCUGAGGACAUUGUGGCAGGGAUACAGCUUCCAGCUCCAGUUCUUUGCUGUACAGGGGCUCUGGGGUGCCUGCCUUCUCCUUAGUGCAGGCCCAUCCCCUCUCAGAGCACGAGACUCCCCCUCAAUAAGAUGGCCUUUAGGAAUGGCCUUGCCUUGUAUUCACAGUCCUGUGAUCCUUCCCAGGCCCUCUGUCUUUCUCUCUCUCCUCCCUGAAAUAAACACCUUGCAA
Alligator mississippiensis (American alligator) is the source of this 1561-nucleotide messenger RNA. Its product is annotated as transcobalamin-1-like. The record is from RefSeq and is a predicted model, not a curated record. Gene Ontology annotation, biological process: cobalamin transport. The coding region runs from base 54 to 1322 and encodes 422 amino acids. Lineage: Eukaryota; Metazoa; Chordata; Crocodylia; Alligatoridae. Gene Ontology annotation, molecular function: cobalamin binding. The transcript has 9 exons.